Bombyx mori (domestic silkworm) is the source of this 3685-nucleotide messenger RNA. It is a transcript of the gene Tis11, whose product is annotated as protein TIS11. The transcript has 3 exons. Bases 683 to 1492 code for a protein of 269 amino acids. Gene Ontology annotation, molecular function: mRNA binding; metal ion binding. The record is from RefSeq and is a predicted model, not a curated record. Lineage: Eukaryota; Metazoa; Arthropoda; Insecta; Lepidoptera; Bombycidae.
GAAAACAAAAUUCACCCGCCCGCUGCCGCGCCAACCGCAGCACGACGAUGAAACGGGCGAAGGCGAGGUGCCACACUACAACAAGAUCAGUGCGCGAGCAAGCGUGAUACGGAAUGUACGUGUGGUGCGUUUUGCGCGGACGUUGACGCUGCGAUUUAUUAUUGAAAUUUUACGAUUUAUACAACUAGAAUAAAAACUUUUUGGAGUAUAAAGUCGAUAACUACAAAAAAGUUUGUAUUGUAGAAGUUAACUUUGACGCAGUUCGCGCAGAAUUUGACCAAAAUUUGUGUUUCCGUAUAGACGCGAAAAAAAGGUUGUAAAAAACUUUUCGAAACAAAGGACUGUUUUGUACAUUUUCGCUGCGAUAGCGAAAUUGUGUUCAAAAUUACUGUUUUGGCUUAAAUCUGGAGGGGGAACAAAAUCGCCUCUUGGCCAACUAGUUCGGAAACAAACUGAUCACCGAACGAUAAACAAAAAAGCAACGACCUCAGUAAUUGAACUAUAAAAUCGCAAGGAUUUUGGAAACAUCUUCAAAAGUCUUCGUGAACUUUUCAUCAGCUAACCUAAAAUUCACAGUGAGUUCGUCGACCUUAUAUAUUCGUGCUACAGUGGAUCAGUUUCCAAAGAAACAUCAAGAAAUAAGAAUAAAAUCUGGAUUAAGUGUCGAGUUCGUUUUGCAUACAUGAUGUCUACAGCCAUAAUGCAUCAGUCUGCCCUGCAUGACUUUGGUGAUCUGUUCUUGAAGGUUAGUCCCGAACUGUUGUGUUUGCUACAAAAUGAAGUCGAAACAAACAAUCAAACUCGACCAGUGCAGACGAUGAAUGGGAACAUAGGCGGUGCAAUUGGACCAAUCGGUGCUAACUCAGUCUCAAGUGGUCUAAGCUGGGAGCAGCAUCCAGUGCUGUCGCGCGCUUCCUCUGUACCAGCGCAUCGUGCCUUAGCCGGUCUCUUAGACCGUCUGGGUCAUCGCCGUCUCGAACGCACCACCAGUGAACCGGCUCCUCCGCCACCAGCCACAAGUCGCUACAAGACCGAGCUCUGCCGACCGUUUGAAGAAGCGGGGGUUUGUAAAUAUGGGGAUAAAUGCCAAUUUGCUCACGGCGUCCGCGAACUACGCAAUCUUCAGCGUCAUCCUAAAUACAAGACGGAGCUGUGUCGCACUUUCCAUUCGGUUGGCUUCUGUCCUUAUGGACCGCGUUGCCAUUUCGUGCAUAACGCAGAGGAAGCAAGACGCAGAGAACCAUCGUCGCCAGGAGGUUCAUUGGCAUCGCUCUCAUCGGGCGGAUCUAUGGCGUCGUAUAUGAGCGACGGGUCGCGAUCGCCACGCUCGCCGCAUUCUCCAUUGACGCCUCACUCUCCACCUGCGAUGUCGCCACCAGCACAGGCCACAGCUUUCGCUUUUCGCCGCACGAACUCCCCCGAUCCGGAAGACGACCGACUGCCCGUUUUUAACCGACUCUCAUCGGCUCUCGGCGAUCUCGUCAUCGCUUAGUGCGAUGGACUAGUCCUAAGUUAAUUUAUACCGAGUAUAGCAUAAGAAUCGUCCGACACCGUAGUGCCUCCUCGACGUCUUCCAGACCGCGCAUGAGCGACGUCCCGGUCGCCGCGCCUCGCGCAUUUGCACACCCGCUCAACGAAUGAUCUCCUGAUGUUUAUCGAUGGUCUUUUGUUAAUACUUUCGACCAGUAAUAAAUCUUUAACAUUUACGAAGUGUUCACUGGCGUCUCGAAAGUUUGCGGUGUGAUUAGUUUGUUACGUUCAAUUUUAGUUAUCGGCACGCACUUGUACAUGGCACCUUUAUUAUUAUUAGAUAUUUAUUAGCUCGCGGAAGUCUUCCCGAUGCGAUCCUCCGCCGAGCGGUGGUCUCUGUAAAGUUAGCUUUUAGAACAUUAUUUAUUUCGUACUGCCUGUCCGCGCUCGGUACCGUACCGCGAGAAGGCGCUCGUGAUCUAUUUUUAAGUGUAUAAGAUAAUAAUUUAUUAUUUAUUUCGAGUCUCUUAACUUUAAUAAUUAUUUUGUAGCUAGCUGCUGCGAUGCCACACCGCAUACGGACGAGGCCUGCGUCGCUGGGACGUGGCUCGUUUUGAUACACAAUGAGGCUGAUUCUGACCCAAACAAUUAACAAUCUCAGUCCUGUAGAACUGUGGACGGAAUCAGUUGAUGUUCUUUACCUCGAGAGCUCGGCCUGACAACAUUUAAAAAAAAAUUGGUGACUUAAAAGGAAUUGAUACGAAUGUUCCCCGCCGCUAUAAUAAAUGCCGAAUAUUAAAUCGCUGUGGCGAAGUUUUAGUACUGCACAAAUCCUCUGUAAUCAUAUCUAUGAAUACAAACCGCACGUAACGUCGCCUCCUCUCCUCUCUCGACCUGUCUGGAAAGAAUGAUUUUUUUCUUUCGUGCCGCCGAGGCGGUCAUCUUAAACCUGUUUGGCGUUUAGGUGAUUGUUUUUUCGAACUCACUCCGCAGCGCUACUCCCUUGCAUCGUCGGCGCUGGAGCAUUAUAGAAAUCUGUAAUCGUAUCUGUCUGUAUCUAAAAAAAAAACUAUCAACAAUCCUUGAAAUUGAACGGCCGAACUCUGGAGGUCUCGUGCACCGCAAAACUUGAAAGAAUAUCACAUAAAGCAUUUGUAUAAUGUUGACGAACUUUAGCCGUAACACGUGUGUUGUCGGCGCGAACGAAGGCGACAAUCGUAUCUUGAGCUUCCACGUCUGAGAUCCGUCGACGACACACAAAACGAAUCGUGCCUUUAAACUAAAUACGAUUAUAUUUAACUUUUAAUUUAUCGAGAUAGAUUGAUUGUUUAUUUAUUGUCUGCUUUGAAUAAUAUAUUCAAAAUUGGCACAGUUAUUAUUUUUGUACUUGACCGAACUAAAUAUAGUUUCGAUAUAUAGCAUAGAUUUUUUUUUCUUUGAAUUUAAAGUGUGAUAUUUUAUAAUAUUUAUGAUAACAAAGUCUAAUUUUUAUUGUAAGGGACCAAUAGGUGAUUAGCAGAAAUUCUGAAGAAAAAAUUAUAUAAGAACAGCGUAACGCUUCCGACCAUUUCCAAGACAUAUCCUCGCCGCGCUGAUGUAUUUUUAUUAAACAGAUCUAGAUUUUGUACUUUCAAUAAAUGACAUAUUACCACAGCUGGCUUCGUGUUUGAUUAUUGUGAGUUCGUAGACCGAGAUGGUAUUUUUUUUGUUUUGUUUAGUAAGAGCAUAGUUUCUGUUUCCUCCAUGUGUUAGUCUCGAUGCAUUGUGACACCAUUAAAUGAUAAAUAAUUUUGUACCUAAUGUUAAGUGACUAAUUAGUUAUAAGAUUUCAUAAAGUACGCGAAUAUUAUUUAUUAUCAGUUCAUUACGUUUUUAUAAACCAUAAAACCUGAUUUAUUUAAUUACUUUUGUAUUUAAACGGACAUUUAACUACUGCGCUUAACAUGUUUUGUAAUAUAUCAUGAGUCAUUUAAUAUAACCCGCAUUAGUUUAAAACGAUUAGUACCUAUUAUCAGUUAUAAUUUAAGUAUUUAAUUUUUUUUUGUAAUUUAAUUUCAAUUUUUAAGUUAAUCUUCCAAAUAAAAUUGACUACGUUUUCUAUAUUUUCUUAUGGACAAAAUUAAGGAUAAAAGCUUGUUUAUGACAUUUUUAUUUCUUGUAAGUUUUCCUUAUUUCCAUCUGCAUUUUUAUUGAAUUAUAGUCAAAAAUAUGUUAA